Lytechinus variegatus (green sea urchin) is the source of this 4505-nucleotide messenger RNA. Its product is annotated as trichohyalin-like. The transcript has 6 exons. Bases 216 to 3209 code for a protein of 997 amino acids. Lineage: Eukaryota; Metazoa; Echinodermata; Echinoidea; Temnopleuroida; Toxopneustidae. Gene Ontology annotation, biological process: signal transduction. The record is from RefSeq and is a predicted model, not a curated record.
GGUUAUUCGCAUGUUAAAGUACAUUUCGUCGUAAACAACAAGUCUUGGGAACUGACUCCGAAUCAGGUGUGGCAAACUACUCAAUUAUUUGCUAUUUUCGAAUCGAAAUCACCUAAAUCACGCUGUCUUGCAGGGAAGCUGCUCAUCACAAUGGACCUGCUCAGAUGACAUCACGAUGACAUCACAAUGACAUCAUAGCUAGACGUCUACCAGCCAUGGUGGAGUUGAAAGUAUGGGUGGACGGGGUCCCGCGGGUGGUGUGCGGGAUCACCGAACUCACGACCUGCCAGGAAGUCGUCGUUGCUCUGGCCCAGUCAACGGGUCAGGUCGGACGCUUCAACCUGAUGGAGAAAUCACCAAAGAUGGAGCGUAUCCUGCACCCCCAGGAGAGUCCAUACCGUGCCUUAGAGAAAUGGGGUCCCAUGUCGAAGAAUGUCCGCUACUUCCUCAGGCGGAAGGGAACAACACCGUAUAGUCGGACACCACACAGCAGCAGGCCGUCUUCCGUGACGAGCCUGAACCUUUCGAGUCCCGAUGAUCGCUUCUUAGCGGAUUUCGGAGUGGAUGGUGAGGAUGAGGAUUUGAGAGCGGCCGCGUAUCAGGCAUCAAUGUACGGCAGCGGGAAGCAGGGUGCGCUGCAGAGACUUGAGCUAGAGAGACAUACUCAGCUGAUGAAGGAGGAGGAAGAACGUCGGAUCCAGAAGAUGGAGAGAACAAAAGACUUUCAGAGAGAUCAGGCCGUUGAGAAAAUCAAGGAGAUUGAAAGGGAGAGAUUUAUAGACCAAAGGAGAGAGAUGGAACGACAGCAUGCGUUAGCGAUCGAGAAGGAACAACAGAGGAAGAGGGAGAGAUGGAAGGAGGAAGCACAGGCUAGAGAGGCGGAAGAGGCGGCAAAGAUAAAGAAAAUUGAACUUUUGAAAGAACAAGAGAAACAAAAAGAACUUGAACAGCAGAGGCAGCAGUACCUGAAAGAACAGGAAGAAAAGGAACGUAAAAUUCGAGAGUUGGAAGAGAUGGUGCGAGAGAAGGAACGGCAGAAGGAAGACGAGAAGAAGAAUGAACUGGAGAGAUUGCAGGAGAAGCAGAGGGAAGAGCAGAGGAUUAAGGAGGAAGAGAUAGCGAGAUUGAAAGAAGAGGCAAAGAAGAAGGAAUUGGCACGUAAGAAAGAAGAGGAGAGAAGGAUAGAGACUGAAUUGAAAAAGGAAGCGGAAAGGAUAGCGGCCGUGCAGCGAGAGCGGGAAUGGCAAGCAGAGAGGGAUAGGUUACAGAGGGAAGCCAAGGAAUUCGAAGAACAGAAGAAGAGGGAGGAGAUCAAGAGAAAGAUUCUUGAAAAGCAACGAGAGGAGGACCAGCUUCGAGAAGCGGAGAAGGAAGAGGAACGGCAACUGGAAAUUGAAAGGGUCCAGAGAGAGGCAGAAGAAAGGGAAGAAGAGCGGAUAGCGGAGAUGGAAGUGGCACGUCAGAUUGAAAUACAGAAGCAGAGGGAAAUCGCAAGAGAGAAGAAGCUGAUCGAGGAGGAAUUGCGGAAAAAAGAAAUUGAACAUCAAAAAGCCCUUCAGAGGCAAAAAGAUGAAGAACUCAAAAGAGAUAAAUUGAGGCUCCAGGAAAUGGAAUGGGAGAAAGUCAGGAUAGCUGAGAGGGAGCGACAGAACGAACAACAGCGACGAAAGGAAGAGCGAGAAAAGGAACAGCAGAAGCAGGAAGAGAUAGCAAAGGAGAAAAAGAGAAUUGAAGAGGAAGUUAAGCAGAGAGAGGGCGAAAAGCUUAAGGAAUUGGAGCUUGAGAAAGCGAAGCUGGCAGAAAUUGCAAAGAGGACGGAGGAGGAGCGACAGAAGGAGAUCGAGAGACAGAAGGAAUUAGAGAAGCUGCGGGCAGAGGAGGCGGAGAAGAAAGAAAAGGCAAGGAGGGAGCGGAUCGAGAUGGAGAAGGUCAAAAUCCUGGAGGCCAGAAGACAGAAAGAAGCUGCCAGGAAAAAGGAUGAAGAUCAAAAACGACAGAAGGAGAAGGAAAAAAUCAACGAGCUGAACCAGAUCGUCAGCGUUCAGCAGGAGCGGAUCGAGACGCAAAAAUCACAACUCACCAGCAUCGAGGAUGCUAUCCUAUCCCUCCAGAUGUUUGAGAUGGACCCCGAGCUGGACCAAAUCGAGGAUAAGAUCAUCGAGUUCGAGCAAGCCAUUAAGAAGAACAAGAGCGCCCUCAAGGAGAUGGAAUUCUGGGAGAACGAGCUGGAGAUUGAGCUACAGCUGUGUGACAGACUCAAUAAGGAGGUGAAAGCACUGAAAGCGAAGGUAGAAGAAUGCCAGAGACAGACGGAGGAAAAGCAGGUGGAGAUCCGGAGGAUCGACGAGAGGAUGCGGAAUGAAGAGGAGAAGAUACAAAAGGAAGGGGACGAGCAAGCAAAGAAAGACCUUCUUGCAAUCCAGGUCCAGCUGACAGUCUUUGACAAGGAGCUGGAAGAAUACGCAGAGAGCCUUCGAGGGGUCAACAAGGAGAUCCAAGAGGUGGAGCGGCUCCUGGAGAAGAAGGAGAAAGAGAUCAAGAAGUUGGAGGGAGACGUGGAGAAGGCGGACAGGGAGAUCGAGGAAGAAGAGCGACGGAGGCAGGAGGAAGAAGAGGAAGAAAGGAAGAGAGUCGAAGAAGAAGAGAGGUAUAAAGAGCUAGAGGAAGAAAGGAGGAAAGAAGAGGCAGAGAGGAAAAGAGUCGAAGAAGAGAGGAGGAGAGCGGCAGCGGAGAGAAGGAGAGCCGUAGAAGAGAGGAAGAAAGCGGAAGAAGAGAGCAGAAGAGCGGAAGAAGAGAGAAAACAAGCAGAGGAAGAAAGGAUAAGAGUUGAAGAGGAGAGACGGCAGGUGGAAGAACAACAAAGGAAGACAGAAGAAGAGAGGAGGAAGUUGGAAGAGGAGAAAAGAAUGGAGGAAGAGCGAAAGAAGGAAGAAAUGAAGAGGGCGGAAGAAGAGAGAAAGCGAGCGGAGAAGGAGGAUAAGAGGAAGGAAGAGGAGAACAAGGUAGCGGAAGAGAAGGAUAUUCAGAAGGAGAAAGAGGAUCAGCAGAAAGAUGGAGAGAAGAAGAAACCAGCUCUGCUGCCCAAACAAGGAGAACUGAUCAACAAUCCAACACCAGGAAACGCUCCUCCCCGGAAGAUGCUAAGAAGUCCCAGAGAUCUCUUCAAACAAGCUCCAAGCUCGGAUAACCCGGAAGGCGUCUUCGUUUAAACACCCCUGCGUAAUAAUGGGAUGAUCCACCUGCUUAGGCAACUCUCAAGGCGUAUUUGUUUAAACAUCCCUGCUUUUCAAAAUGGAAUGUUCCAUCUAGCAGUCCCAGAGAUAUCUUCAAACAAGCUCCAAGCUCAGAUAACCCGAAAGGCGUGUUUGUUUAAACAUCCCUGCCGUAAGAAUGGGAUGAUCCACCUGCUUAGACAACCAUGAGUGCAUCUUUUUUUUAAACACCCCUGCACUGAGAAUGGAAUGAUCCAAUCUUUCAUGUAAGAUGCUGAAAGUCCCAUAGAUCUCUUCAAACAAUCUUGUUUAAACACCUCUGCUGUAAAGAAUAGAAUGAUCUGGCUGCUGUAUAGUUUCCAGCUCUUUAACAUUUCCAAGUCCUGACAAUGCUGAGGGCAUCCUUGUUUAAACACCCCUGUAGUAUGAGUGGAAUGGUCCAUCUGGCUCCUCUGUUGUGAUGGAAUGGAUCCUUGUGUCAAAGGUUACGUCAUAAAUUUGUACUAUUCUGAACACUACCCCACCCCUCCUUAUAGUCUUUGAGUAGAUAGAUCAUUCAUAUUGAAAAUGUGGGCCAUGGGUUAGAUUUGAAGAAUUAAUUAUGUUUUAAGUUUGGUUUCCUUAUAUAUUUGUAAAAAACAAACCUUAAUGCCAGGGAACUACCUGUAGCAUGAAAUGAAAAUAAUAUUCAUCUGUUCGCUGAUAUGAAUUCUGCAAUUCGUAUAGGUUUUUAAAGGGACCAAUAAGUUUCAGCAGGCGACCUUAUGACACACCAAAUGCUGACAAAGGUUUGAACUUUGACCCAGAAGGAAGUUUUGCAUUGCUAUGGGUCAGAUUGUAAGUGUUGGGUUUCUUAUUAGACAAUGUUUCAUUAAGUGGCUUAAAAGUAAUUUUCACUGACAAAAUCGCUCUCAGCCAAUCAGAUGUAAGUAUUUUAGUAGCUUAUAACAGAUAUCAAUGGCAAGAUGUUUAUGAAAGGCUCCCGGCAUGUUUGUCUUGAUAUAAUAGAACUCAGAGGAUCAAGUUUAAUCUUGCCAAUUUUUCUUUUCUUUUCUCAAAAGUGUUUAACAAAUGCUACAGGAGUGUGGUUAGUUGACUUUAUUACUUAUAGAUUUUUUUUUUUUUUUAAUAGAUUUAUUGGAUGUUCAUCUCUUUAAAUGCGUCAUACAUAUUGUGUAAAUAUGCCAUUGGUCAAUUCCAUAACAUAAUUAUGUCCAAUGAACCCCGAUGUGUGGGUCUUUCGUGAAAUUAAUUUUUCUGUUUUCUGUUGACUUGGGCACUUUAUGAAGUGAU